AGAUGUUGACCCACGAUGAAGGAAGUGACUGUGAGCGACCCUUCGUUUGAGCCAAAUGAUGUGGAUCCCAMACGAAGAGCCGCAAUUCUCAUCACUUCAGCAUCUAUGCCACGUCAUACGCUGUUGGGCGGAAGCAGCAGCCACAACACCCACGGUGCUCUGCGACCUGAAAAUGUUUCACAGAAGGAAGCUGUAGUGCUCAGGUCAAAGUUUUGUGUCACCGAGCAAAUAUAUUCACUGUCUGGACGGAACAAGUUGACAUACAGAGAUUGUGGAAUGCUGCUGGACGAGACUCCACUUUUUGAUCCCUCUUUGCUUAAGGAGUUGGACUGGAACAGCAACACCGUGUCCUUCUCUCCUCCCAUCUCACCAACCAACCCAGGAGAUGACCUGGAGCUCAGGCCACUGUGUACAGCAGAUUUCAAUAAAGGAUUCUUUGAAGUUUUAGCUCAACUUACAAARACGGGCGAUGUCACGCCAGAGCAGUUUGUUAGUAAGUUCAAGCACAUGAAGUCAACAGGAAACUAUUAUGUUGUCGUCGUGGAGGAUAAAAACCUGGGACAAAUUAUCGCCACAGCCACGCUUAUCAUCGAACACAAAUUUAUUCAUUCCUGUGCCAAGAGAGGCCGGGUGGAGGAGGUGGUUGUCAGUGACAUAUGCAGAGGGAAGCAGCUCGGGAAACUGUUAGUGUCAACGCUUACUCUUCUCAGCAAAAAACUUAACUGCUACAAAAUCACCCUGGAAUGUGCGCCCAAAAACGUGGCUUUCUACCAAAAAUUCGGCUAUGCCCCCUCGGAUGAAACUUACAUGCAGUGUAGAUUCUCCGACUGAGGAGAGCUGCAGCUUUAACCACCUCAGUUUUAUGGGCAUGGACCAUUUUUACAUCGGACAUCAGCACUUGCGAUUGGGGUCUUCAGCACUAGCUCCCUGGGAUUUGGUUUGCUCUUGCCUGACAAGGUAUCUUAAUUUCUGAAAACUUGAGUGUCAGUUCAUUGAAGCUCAGUUUGACAAUUAUCACCCUUUGGCAACCGCUGCUACCUCACCGGGGUGGGUGUUUUCUGUUAUUUUCCCUUCAUCCGUCUUAAAGAAUGUAUGUAUUGUCUUACUUUCCCAGAGAAAAAGGGUAAUCGAGUACAAAAAGGACAAACAUAAUUUGACUGCUACACUACAAGUAAAGACAAUCCUACRAAAACAUUAAAUUUGGCUUUUAUCAUAUGGAAAAAAGUAACACCUAAAAUUAUAGUUUUCUGCCACCAAUUAAUAGCAACUGUUGACAUUCAUGAGGAACCACCAUGCUAUCUGGGUUUUGUUUGGGUUUCACUUUUCUAGUCCGAUUGGUACGAAGUGCUCUUUUUCUCAGCACAUCGGUUUUGUUGUUGGGUAUCUAAAAUGAAGUUUUGAAUACAAGAAGACUGUUAAACUAUUUCCAGUGAAGAAAAAACAUUUUCAAAGGCAGUAGUAAUAAUUUGAUAAGGGUGUUUUUUUUUUUUAGUUGGUUAACUGGAUUUAGCAUUAAGCAUUUUGUAAAAGAAAUGACAAGUGAUUUUUGUAAAUUCACUUUUAUUUAAGCUUUUGUAGUUGAGUUUUAUAAUUAUGAUUUUAUUCUGGGGAACGUAUUUAAAAUAACUUAUUUCCAAAUGUAAAUCCAAUAAAAUAUUCUAUGA
Poecilia reticulata (guppy) is the source of this 1664-nucleotide messenger RNA. It is a transcript of the gene gnpnat1, whose product is annotated as glucosamine-phosphate N-acetyltransferase 1. The record is from RefSeq and is a predicted model, not a curated record. Lineage: Eukaryota; Metazoa; Chordata; Actinopteri; Cyprinodontiformes; Poeciliidae. Gene Ontology annotation, molecular function: glucosamine 6-phosphate N-acetyltransferase activity.